UACCAAUAAUGCAUAUAGCAUUUCCAUUUAUUUGAAAGCAGGAUAAAAGAGCAUUGUAGAUUAAAUGCCUUGCUCACGGGCAUAGGUGCCGCGGCCGGGGAUCGAACCCCGGACUUAAAUAAAAUUUAACUCGAUCACCAACGCUAUACGUGACAAACAUAUCGACUGAUUGAUACCAAAUAAGCAAUUUUAAUAGUUAUAUCAACUAUCAUUAUUCAGUCUGAAAUGGCACAUUAUUAAAACGUUAAACUUUCAUUAGUAGGGUCCCGGAGUCAAUAGGGGCUCGUCAUUCUUUAAUAAUGAUUUACUUUAAUGAGAAGAUUUUGAGCAGGAGCAAGCAUUUCAGUUACGCAAAUCUUAUAGAAUAUAAUUUUGCACAAAAGACGAACAAUAUCAGCAGAGUGAGAACGAUAACACGAGUAAAUAUGUAUCCAUGACCUUAUUUUGAUUGAAACUGUAUUUCCCCUAUUUGGAAAGAAAUCGGUGAAGUGAAUCCAAUUGCAUCCAACCGCAGAAUGAGACAGUAUUCAAAAGUGAAUAAUCAUGUUUGCAUUUCAGAUUUGUUUUUGAAGUAUUCUCCAUUUGAGAAGCCUAUCAUUAUUAAUAAACAUAUUCGGCUGAUUCCAUUUUCACUGUUUAUUGAACUGAAAUGGAAAAUGAAUGUAAAAGAAUUGUUUAUUAUAAAUCCAUUUCAGACAUAUCAAGAUCGAUAAAUCUAAGCACGUAAAGAUUAUCAAAUGUAAAAGAAAUGAUAUGCUAAACCAUAUUUUCUCAUUGUAAUCAGGGGCUUAAUAAAUAUUUUCUGAUAUAUUGGAUAAUUUUUUCCUUGAAAUUUAAUAAAGAAUCAAAUAAAAUAACGGGAAAUUCUCACCGUAUGGUAUAGCUUGCACCAAGACUAAACCAGUCGUAAACAAAUCGGCCUUGAUUGAUAGGUACACAUAUGGUAGGCGGAAUGAAAUGCUGAAUAAAAACAAGGAAAAACAAAACACUGGUUAUUGAUUUAGUAAUUGUUAAUUAUGAACACGUGAAAUAAUACAGACUUGAUCUGAAUGGGUGUGACAAUGGUAGAAAAUCUAUUUUUUUCAAUUGGAAUGUGUGGAACCCUCUGCAUAUACCAUUUGCAUUGUUUUCAGUGUUUUGACGCUUUCUGAUAUUUUGUACGUGUCACAACUUGAAAAAUUCGGCCUGUAUACGCUACCAGUCUACUGGGUUUCUUAGAUUGAAAAAUAUAUAUAUUUCAUGUGGUUUGAAGGAGAGACGUUUUAUUCAACAGGAAAAAUGAUUCGACAAACGGCAACUAGAAAUUAAGUUCUCUAUGAUGAUUAAUGGAUUGGAAUUAUUGAAACAUUUACCAUCUUCAUGUAUAACUAACAUGAUCAGGUCUUGAUUAUAGAUGGUUAAAGAAGUUGCAUUUAGUUGUCAAUCGUGUGAUCCACAGAGGUCGUGAUCCUAUUUUCGUGAGAUGACAUGUUGUCAUCGUAUUUAGUUGCUUAUCGAUAUAUUUAUGUACAUCUUGUUACAAAGACAAUCAAGUCGUGAGCCGUUGAAAUCUUUGCUGGAAUCUGACAGACAGAAAAAAACAGACUUUUCGUAAAGGUUGAACAAUUUCAAGGGAAAUCGUCAUGAUGAAGUGAAUCGAACUUUUGCCAUUGCUUCAUGAAAAUAAGCUUUAACUCUUUAGCCCGUUACCUACUGGAACCUAAUGGUCCCUAACAAAGCACAUGUGAAUAACAUAAUAUAUCAGUGGUCAAAGGUUUAAGAUGGCUGAAGCUUCAGAGAAAGAGAAGGAUGGCAUGAACUGCGCCGUGUGCAUGGACAAACUCACCAAUGCCAAAUAUCUUAAGUGCUUUCAUUCCUUUUGUACUCGUUGCCUGGAACAUUGCGUCCGUAACCUGAAGGUCUCUUGUCCACUCUGCCGUGAGGUCACCAGCGUACCUAGAGGGAUCGAUUCCUUGUUGCCUAACCUGAAGGCGACCAGGAGAGUCAGCGAGGCGAAGGUUCGGAACAGGAUCGAGACCAAGAUUCAAGAUAGCGGCUGCCAGUGUGGCUCCUGCAAAGAACUCGGAGCCAUCUGCUUGGCCAAGUCCUACUGUGUCGACUGUGAGCUACUCAUAUGUGACGCCUGUGUUAAUGCUCAUGAGCUUCUGAAGAUGACAAGGAGUCAUCGGAUUAUAAGAGUCCUAGAUUUCCAGAACGGCGCAACCGUCGAUGAGGGAGAACCUGUCGGUGAGGUUGGAAUAUUGGAGAUAAAAUGCGAGAAGCACAGUUCACCCCUCACCAAGUUCUGUCGCUCUUGCAACCGAGCGGUCUGUCCUGAGUGUGCCGUAGAAGAACACCCAAGUAAACACAACGAACACGAGUGUGUGAGCAUUGUCGAAGUCGAGGGCAAAUUGACAGGUGAACUGAAGCAGUUGCUAAGCAAAAUCGACACCAAUCACUUUGAUCGUGUGGCGAACUCCUACAAGCAACGUCUACAGAAGAGCGCAGACAAAGCUCAAGAACUGAAAGGGAAAAUCAACGACUCGGCUCAAAAUGAGAUAGCCUCUCUUUACGCCAAGAUCGAGGCGAAGCGUGUCGAUCUCACAGCGCGUAUCCUCGACAUCGAGAAAGCAUCGAGUCGCAAGGUCGCAACUGUCCUAUCUGGGAUCCGACGAAUCCGCGGCAGGGCAGAGAAACUUGAAAGCUACGCUGAUGAACUCCUAAAGACGGGUAACACCGUUGACAUCCUCACUGUCAAGGACACCGUGACCGAGCACCUCAAAGACAUCCGGGCUGAGAUGCGGAAGUUGACGACGGACGAUUCGGAAAUCGACGCCCUCGACGGGUACACGUUCACCGCGACCGAUUGGAUGUCGGCGAACUAUGAACCGGGUGUAGGUCGGCUUGAGGCACCAACGCAGAGAGGGGAGGUAGAUUGUUCAGUGACAGGGGUGUUCAAGAGAAGGACAUCCACCAGGAUGAUAAGGUCUACCCAAAGAACACAACCAACUUUACCACGUCUGAACAAUAAUCCUCGCUCACUAGUUAAUUAAUGUUGAAGCAUUAUCUUAUCAAGCUUGAUCGAAAUUGAUUAAUAAGUCGCUCAUCAAUUCUUUGUCAUUGAUUAACUUGUUUUGGGUUGCGUUUUAUCUAAUUAUGCUUUAUCAUCAUUCAUCAUUGGUUAUCACAUUUUUCCAAUUUAUUUUCAGUCAUAAAUUAACUAAUUUUGCGUUAGAUCUAUGUAAAUAAGCUUGAUCAAAGUCUUUACAUUUAAUAAGCUAUAAUGAGAAGUGCCAUUUCUAGAACAAAAGUGUUUAACAAUCUGACAAUGUUUCAAGAAUAAAUCCAUUAAGCGGAUGGGUGUUCUGGAUCGUAGCAAAUUGCAAAGGAUUUAUGUUAUGUUUUAAUCAUUUUUCAAGUUUUACCAGACCGUCGACUACCUUACUGUAAUUGAACACUGGGAUAAAAAUGCAUGGUUAUUCAAAUUCACCAUUCCCAAGUACAAUCCAAACGUGAAUACAUAUUUUGUAAUCACUAUUUUCACACCAUCUGUUUUUAUGUUUAUUGAAUAUCAAUAGAUACUGAAUAUGGAAUGAAGCCAGGUAUAUGGAUGAAUUUGAUACAGAUGUAGAACACCCAUUCGCUGUAUCUAAAUUGGGAUGCGAGGGCAUGGACCCCAACUGUGUCACCGCCCAAGAAAAAAUUUAAAAAAAAGGGACAAAAAUGGAAAAUUGAAAGCAAAAGGGUGAAAUAAUAUAUUGUAAAUUAAUAGUACGUCAAAAUCUAUCACAAAAUUAGAUUUGUGUAUCCAAAAUAUCAUAUUUCUUCUUUUUCCCAUUUUCCCUUCUGCCCGGCUCGAUACUAUUUAUCUAUUCUCUGUGCUAUUCUUAUAAAUUGAUCUUAUUCACGAGUUAAACGUAAUACGAUGACUCAUUUGUUAUUGGUUUCUUAUCGUAUGACGUCAUGAUAAUAAAACACGUGUCUUGCACAAUGCACAGUGACAUCGGUGGAAUGUGAAUAAGUUAGAGGAAUGAAAUGGUCUGUUGAUCAAGUGUGGUAUAUCGCCCUCAAAACCCGGGUCAUCAUUUGGUUAUCAGUGAUCACUGAAUAGGUCUCAUCGUAUUAUUAUUAUUGUUAUGGUUGUAAGUUUAUUGUUGAUUGUCAUUAUAUUUUAAUGAUUUUUGUGAUUAUUAUUGUUAGGCGUAUGUUCAUCAUAAUUAUAUGUAUACUGUCAUAACCAUCCUUCUUCCUACGAUUAUAUUUAUCUUCAUGAUAACAAUUAUCAAUAUUAUUUUCAUUACAAUUUUAUAUUGCUGUUACCAUUAUUCUUAUAUAUCGGCAUCACCACCACCACAACCACCGACAUCAUCAUUAUCAUCAUUGUCAUCAUCAUCAUCAUCAUUAUUAUUAUUAUCAUCAUCAUCAUCAUCUUCGUCAUCACCACCAUCAUCAUCAUCAUUAUCAUCAAUCAUCAUCAUCAUCAUCGUCAUCAUCAUCAUCAUCAUCGUCAUCAUCAUCAUCAUCUUCGUCAUCACCACCAUCAUCAUCAUCAUUAUCAUCAAUCAUCAUCAUCAUCAUCGUCAUCAUCAUCAUCACAUUGUCAUCACUAUCCUCCUUUUGCUGUUUAUUGUUUGCAAUAUAAUAAACGCUGGUAGUACCGGUAUGUAUGGAUUAUACAUUUUAUUUAAUACGGUCAUAAUACAUAUUGUAAAUGGAAUAUCUUCUCGUUGAUAUAAUGAGGAGCCAAAAUCGAAUAAAAUGAACAAAAAGAGUAAAUACUGAUAUGAUUAUUAGUGGAAGGAAAAUAACGAGAUAAUAACACAUACUCAAUGGAGUGCAUCAGGCAUAAUAUAGUGACAGAAACAAACACACCACAAUUAGCAUGAUUAAUCGUUAAAUGGAUUUGUAUAUGUGUACAUCCUCCUCCCUACUACACUCUCUCUAUCGCCCUAUAUACCUCUCUCACCAUCGCUCACUCUCACUCCCCAUGUUUAGAAAUAUUUUUUUCUAAAUUAUAUAGAUAUGGGCAUUGGCCAACAAGAAUUACGUUAGAAUUUAAGUUUACCACUUAUCAUGAAACAAGAAAAUUAUAAAUUUGUAAGGGAAAUGCAGUAAAAAUCUA
Molecule: messenger RNA, 5101 nt
Organism: Lytechinus pictus (painted urchin)
Lineage: Eukaryota; Metazoa; Echinodermata; Echinoidea; Temnopleuroida; Toxopneustidae
Product: E3 ubiquitin-protein ligase TRIM56-like
Exons: 1
Coding region: 1761-3032 (423 amino acids)
Biological process (GO): protein monoubiquitination
Molecular function (GO): zinc ion binding; ubiquitin protein ligase activity
Source: RefSeq, a predicted model, not a curated record